Messenger RNA from Zymoseptoria tritici IPO323, 1462 nucleotides. RefSeq lists its product as uncharacterized. The transcript is spliced from 3 exons. NCBI's taxonomy places the organism in Eukaryota, Fungi, Ascomycota, Dothideomycetes, Mycosphaerellales, Mycosphaerellaceae. Bases 41 to 1384 code for a protein of 447 amino acids. Gene Ontology annotation, molecular function: zinc ion binding; oxidoreductase activity. The record is from RefSeq and is a predicted model, not a curated record.
CUUCAUCAACACCAACCACUGCCCAACUCACAUCACAAUCAUGGCUCUCUCACAAGCUGCUUACCAGGCGGAAAAGCUGCUCGGACAUCGCGAUAAUGCGACGACUGAACAGGAUAUCACGAACCCAGGCCAGGACCGUGCGAAAUAUGGCCACCCAACUGAGACCAUGCAAGCUCUUGUCUGGCAGGGGAAGAACAGUGUUGAAGUUGCCACCGUCCCUCGUCCCAUCGUCGUUGAAGACCGCGAUGUUAUCGUCAAGGUCACUGGCAGCACAGUCUGCGGCUCCGAUCUUCAUCUCCUUCACGGCACAGUCGUGGAAAUGCGCAAAGGUGACAUUCUGGGCCACGAAUUCUGCGGCAUCGUCGACGAGAUGGGUUCCGCUGUCACUGGUCUGAAGAAGGGCGAUCGUGUGGUGGCUUCUUUCCAGAUCGCAUGUGGAGAUUGCAUGUAUUGCAAGAAGAAGCUGUCGUCUCAGUGUGAGAAGACGAAUAGCAAUACGAUUGAGCAUGGGAUGUAUGGUGGUAACACGGCCGGUAUGUUCGGGUACAGCCAUUUCACAGGUGGAUUCGCCGGCGGCCAAGCAGAGUACACUCGCGUACCCUACGGCGACGUCAACCUCUUGAAGCUCCCCGACGAUGUUCCCGACGAAAAGGGUCUCUUCCUCUCCGACGUCGUCUCAACAAGCUGGAACUGCGUCGUUGAUACCGGCGUCAAGGAGGGCGAUGUCGUAGCUGUCUGGGGCGCCGGUCCAAUCGGCCAAAUGGCAGCCGACUUUGCCUGGAUCAACGGUGCUAGCCGGGUCAUUGUCAUCGACUGCAACUGGAGACUGGAUUACGUCAAGAAGCAGUACCCGAAAUGCGAGACGGUCGACUUCUCAGAGCUCAAGGGCACGAAAGCCGUGGUCACAAAACUCAAGGAGAUGUGCGGCGGUCAUGGGCCUGAUGUCGCGCUCGAGUGCGUGGCUGGCGAGUACCCCAAGGGAUGGUUCCAUGCUGUGCAACUCGCCGCCGGAUUGGAGACGGAUACGUCGGAGAUUCUGAACGAAAUGAUCGAGUCCGUGAAGAACUACGGCCGAGUCGGAAUCACGGGUGUGUACGUCGGCUACACCAACAACUUCAACAUCGGUAGCAUCAUGGAGCGAGGCAUUCGAUUCAUCGGCAAUGGCCAAGCGCCGGUGCACUACUACUGGGAGGACCUGUUGAAGAGGAUCCAAAAGGGCGAGAUUGAUCCAUUGAAGAUGGUGACGCACCGUGUCAGCAUGGACGAUAUGGCCAAGGUGUACUACAAGUUCGAUAAGAAGGAGGAUGGCAUGCAGAAGGUGUAUGUUGAGACGAAGUUCUCGGCGCCGCCUUGCGCUGGAAGUCCGGCGCUGACGAGAUAUUGAGUGGGAGGAUGAUGAGAGAUGGUUUUCUCAGAGGUCAGUAGAGAUAGCCUCGAUAAUGAAAUGAACGCAUGAUAGACG